CGCCGUGAACGGGGACGGUGAAGGCAGGCGCGCGUGGGAAGGAGCUUUCGCUCGCGCUGGUCUCCGACUCCCCCCGUUAACAUGGAACGCGAAGCGCCGCUUCACCACUGCAGCGCGUGAGAGCGCACGCUCCGACUCCGCAGCGGCCGCGUCCACGGACGGCGACGAACGCGUGCAUCCCGCACAAAUGCGCUCGAGCAGCGGACGCCUCGCUGGUGUUGCAGAGAAACAUUAAAAGUGUUCCGUUUUUGCUCCGAGUAGCUUCCUAGACCCCGUGUUGACGCGCAGGAUGGACUAAGAUGUACGCAUAAGGACCGGCAGGUUAGUGGGUUUGUGGGGAUAGAUGAUAGGAGAUACGAUGACACUGCUGUCUCUUCUGGGCAGGAUCAUGCGUUAUUUUUUGCUAAGACCAGAGACUUUGUUUCUGCUGUGCAUAAGCUUGGCUUUGUGGAGUUAUUUUUUCCACACGGACGAGGUGAAAACCAUCGUCAAGUCAAGCAGGGAUGCCGUGAAGAUGGUCAAGGGAAAAGUGGCGGAGAUCAUGCAGAACGACAAAUUCGCUGGUCUCGAUGUGCUGGAUGCGGAGUUCUCCAAAACCUGGGAGUUCAAGAGCAACAACGUGGCCGUGUAUUCCAUUCAGGGCCGCCGGGAGCACAUGGAGGACCGCUUCGAAGUCCUCACCGACGUGGUGAACAAGAGUCACCCAUCCAUAUUUGGGAUUUUUGACGGCCAUGGUGGAGAGGCGGCUGCAGAAUAUGCCAAAACCCACCUGCCGGAGGUUUUGAAGCAGCAGUUGCAGACCUAUGAGAAGGAGAAAGAGAACAGUCUCCUGUCCUACCAGACCAUCCUGGAGCAGCAGGUGCUCAGCGUGGACAGAGAGAUCCUGGAGAAACUGUCUGCCUCCUAUGAUGAAGCAGGAACAACGUGCCUGGUGGCACUAUUGUCUGAUAAGGAACUGACUGUGGCCAAUGUCGGGGACUCCAGGGGGGUGCUCUGUGAUAAAGAUGGUAAUGCCAUCCCCCUGUCACAUGACCACAAGCCAUACCAACUCAAGGAGCGCAAGAGGAUAAAGAAAGCAGGAGGAUUCAUCAGCUUUAAUGGCUCCUGGCGUGUGCAGGGUAUCCUGGCCAUGUCCCGCUCACUCGGCGACUACCCGCUGAAGAACCUCAACGUGCUCAUCCCCGACCCCGAUGUGCUGACCUUCGACCUAGACAAGCUGCAGCCGGAGUUCAUGAUCCUGGCUUCGGACGGGCUGUGGGACGCCUUCAGCAACGAGGAGGCGGUGCGCUUCAUCAAGGAGCGCCUCGGUGAGCCCCACUUCGGCGCCAAGAGCAUUGUCCUGCAGUCCUUCUACCGCGGUUGCCCUGACAACAUCACUGUCAUGGUGGUCAAGUUCAAAAAAAGUACCGCCAAAACAGGCGAGCAGUGAGGCUUCGGCCCAUCGUGAGAAAUAUGGUAUCGGAUUUUUUUUUAAAAAUUACAAAUUAAUGUAUGCAUAGAUUUAAGGUGCAAAAGGAAAAGCGUUUCAUGACUAUUUUUGCAGCAAGAACUGUUUCUUAUUAAACUAACAGCAAAUAGUAUACAACCAUUAUAGCCCUCAUUAUCCUACAUCAUUUUAAAUCUC
Electrophorus electricus (electric eel) is the source of this 1624-nucleotide messenger RNA. It is a transcript of the gene ppm1lb, whose product is annotated as protein phosphatase, Mg2+/Mn2+ dependent, 1Lb. Lineage: Eukaryota; Metazoa; Chordata; Actinopteri; Gymnotiformes; Gymnotidae. Gene Ontology annotation, molecular function: cation binding; protein serine/threonine phosphatase activity. The record is from RefSeq and is a predicted model, not a curated record. Gene Ontology annotation, biological process: protein dephosphorylation.